GUCUAUGUGGAAGCAAUUCGCACUCCGCCUCUAUAAAACCCUUGUUGACGCUUCAAAACCCUAGCAAUCGAGGGCUCGCUUGCGCCACCGGGUUCCUCUUACUCGUCUUCUUCCCUUACGAGUUUCUCUUUUUCUAAGCAUCUGAGAUGGGCAAGUCAAGCAAGAAAACCAAUGUUGAGGUUGCACCAGCCGUUCCAGCGGUAUCUGCAAAGCCUGGUAAAAAAGGCAAGAGGGAUGCUGAAGUGACCUUAGAGAAAGAAGGAAGUGCAAAGAAGCAGAAGAAAGAAAUUGAGAAUGCUGUUCCAAAGGGGGACAUCAGGAACCUUAAGAAGGCUCUUAAGAAUGCCCCAUUGAAAAAGAAACCAGAAACAAGCAGUUCAGAAGAUGAUUCCUCAUCUGACUCUGAAGAAGUUAAAGUUCCUCCAAAGAAGCAGAGUAAAUUGGCAAAAUCUCUGAAAAAAAAGUCAAGUAGUAGUGAAGAAUCUUCUUCGGAUGAUGAACCUGUGAAGACAGUUCCCGCUUCAGAUAAAAAAGCUGCAGUUGCCACUAAGAAUGGUUCGUUUGCUGCUGUAACCAAAAAAGGAAAAGAAAGCAGCAGCUCUGAAAGUGAUUCUGAUGAGGAUGAAGAUGACUCUGAUGAGAGUGAUGUUGCGCCACAACUGAAGAAGUCGAAAAUUAUGGAUUCUGUCCCAUCUGCAAAAACCAAACCUGUUGCUAAGAUUGUCAAAAAAGAGAGCAGCAGUAGUGAGGAAGAUGAGGAUGAUAGCUCUGAAGAAAGUUCAGAUGAUGAACCUUCAAAACAGCAACAAGCUAAGAAGGAUUCUGUCCCAUCUUCAAAAACUAAACCUGUUACUAAGAUUGUCAAAAAAGAGAGCAGCAGUAGUGAGGAAGAUGAGGAUGAUAGCUCUGAAGAAAGUUCAGAUGAUGAACCUUCAAAACAGCAACAAGCUAAGAAGGAUUCUGUCCCAUCUGCAAAAACCAAACCUGUUGCUAAGAUUGUCAAAAAAGAGAGCAGCAGUAGUGAGGAAGAUGAGGAUGAUAGCUCUGAAGAAAGUUCAGAUGAUGAACCUUCAAAACAACAACAAGCUAAGAAGGACUCUGUCUCAUCUUCAAAAACUAAGCCUGUCGCUAAGACUGUCAAAAAAGAGAGCAGCAGUAGUGAGGAAGAUGAGGAUGAUAGCGCUGAAGAAAGUUCAGAUGAUGAACCUUCAAAACAGCAACAAAUUAAGAAGGUGAUUCAAGCAUCUAAAAAGAGCAAUAGCUCUGACUCAUCUGAGGAAUCUUCUGAUGAGGAAAGUGAAGAUGAGGAGCCACUUAAGACUCCGAAGAAGGAUAAUGAUGUUGAGAUGAAGGAUGCUAGUGUGGUUAGUGCUGAAAAACAAACUGCCACGAAGUCUGAAAAGAAAACGAAUCAAGCACCUGGAUCUCGAACACUAUUCAUUGGAAACUUGUCCUAUGAUGUUGGACAGGAUGAUGUGGCUGAAUUCUUCAAGACAGCAGGGGAAGUUGUUGAUGUGCGUCUGGCUACAGCAGAAGAUGGAAGCUUCAAGGGAUUUGGCCAUGUUGAAUUUGCUACUGAGGAAGAUGCUAAGAAGGCACUUGAAUUGAAUGGCAAUGAAUUAUUUGGUCGUGGUGUUAGACUUGAUGUGGCCCGUGAAAGAGGUUCCUAUACCCCUCAGAGUGGCAAGGAUAACUACCAAAAGGGAAGCAAAGGUCAGAGUCAAACCAUAUUCGUGAAAGGCUUCGAUAGAUCACUUGAAGAGGAUCAGGUUAGGAGCUCUCUCGAGGAGCAUUUUGGUUCAUGUGGAGAUAUUACUCGAAUCUCUGUUCCCAAGGAUUAUGAAACUGGAGCUCCCAAAGGGAUUGCAUACAUAGACUUUAAGGAUCAAGAAAGCUUCAACAAGGCGUAUGAGCUCAAUGGUUCUGAUCUUGGAGGAUACUCAUUAACUGUGGAUGAGGCGAAGCCAAGAACUGAUAAUCGUGAUGGUGGCUGGAGCGGUGGCAGGGAUGGUGGAGGUAGAAGUGGUGGGAGAUUUGGUGGAAGAGAUGGUGGCAGACGUGGUGGAAGGGGUGACCGUGGCAGGGGACGUGACUUUGGCGGCAGGGGCCGAGGCCGUGGCCGUGGCGGUGCACCAUUCAGGCCGCAAAGUGCUGGGACAGCUAGUACAGGGAAGAAGACCACUUUCGGGGAUGAUUAGUUCGAUUUGAAUCUUCUCUUAAGGUCUCCAUUUUAUCUUGUGUGCUGUGUUGGAGCAGCUCUUUUUCCUAUCGUCGAUCCAUCUUAGAUAAAUUUUACGCCCGUAUUAAAGCAACAUUUGUGCGUUCCAUAUUUAUUUUCUUUGUAGUGUAUGAGAGGUAUUGAAACUAGUUCCUGACUCAAGAGUUUAUGACUGAUAAAUUUUAUCAUAUGUUAUUUAUGAUCUUAUUUUUUUUA
Messenger RNA from Zingiber officinale, 2434 nucleotides. Its product is annotated as nucleolin 2-like. NCBI's taxonomy places the organism in Eukaryota, Viridiplantae, Streptophyta, Magnoliopsida, Zingiberales, Zingiberaceae. The record is from RefSeq and is a predicted model, not a curated record. The coding region runs from base 147 to 2198 and encodes 683 amino acids. Gene Ontology annotation, molecular function: RNA binding. The transcript is spliced from 20 exons.